This is a messenger RNA of Plasmodium gaboni, 1740 nucleotides long. RefSeq lists its product as hypothetical. The record is from RefSeq and is a predicted model, not a curated record. The transcript has a single exon. The coding region runs from base 1 to 1740 and encodes 579 amino acids. NCBI's taxonomy places the organism in Eukaryota, Apicomplexa, Aconoidasida, Haemosporida, Plasmodiidae.
AUGAAUAUGAGGAAAAGAAGUAUAAAUUACAAAUGUAUUUAUAUUGUACUAUUUUAUUUUACUAUAAAAUUAAUAAUAAUAUUAGGUAAUAAUAAAAACACGAAUUUAAAAAAUAUCCAUACUAAUAAUUAUCAAUGGAAAAAGAAAAAUGAUCAAAAACGUUCAUAUAAAAAUAAAAAAUAUAAAUUGAUGCAUUUCAUAUAUUAUAAUAAUCUUUACAAAAAAGUAGACGUCAAUGAUCGCGAAUAUAAAAUAAAUGAUGAUUUAAAAAAUAUAAUUUUAUUAUUUGGUCGUAUAGCAGAACCUUAUUAUCCGAAGGCAGUUGAACAAUUUAAUAAUUUUAAAGAACCUUAUAGUAAAUAUAUUUAUACUAAUAAUAAUAGUAAUUACAAUUACAAUUACAAUAAUAAUGAUAAUAUUAAUACUAUUAUUAGUAGUAGCAAUGGUACAUACAAUAAAUGGAAAUUCAUUUUUCACGAUAUUAAAAAAAUGGAUAAAAAUAUGUUCCAUGAAAGAGUAUGUCAACUUAAAUUUAAAUGGCCUAUAAAUAAAGAUGAAAAUAUUACAGAAUAUGAUUUUUAUAAUUACAUUAUUGAAAGAUGUUUAUAUAAUAUUAAUAUUAUGAGAAGUAACAUACAAAAGUUAAAAUAUUUAUUAACCAAACUUGUGGGGAACAAUAAAAAUAAAGAAAAUGUCUUCUUGAGUAGCUUAUGUAAAGAAGUAGAAAAAGAAUAUAUGACUCAUCAAGUGGAUACAAAAAAAAAUAACAACAAUAAUGAACAUCAUAUUAAUGAUGAUUAUAAUAAUAAUAUUGUUAUUAUUCCAAAGAAUAAUAUAAACAAUGACACUAAUGAUAACAAAAAUGAUAAUAAUGAUAAUAAUAAUGAUAAUAAUAAUGAUAAUAAUAAUGAUAAUAAUAAUGAUAAUAAUGAUAAUAAUAAUGAUAAUAAUGAUAAUAAUGACAAUAGUAAUAAUAAUAAUUAUAACAAUAACAAUAAUUAUAAUAAUAAUCAAUGUGGAAAAAAUUUUACAACAUCUACUUCUCAAUUAAGUUGUGAUAAUAAAAUAAAAAUUUUAGAAAAAUUAGAAAAUUUUAAUCUAAAUAGUAUCUUUAAACAACAUAAUAGAUCUUAUAGUAGACUACUUGUAAAUGAAGUGUUUAAUAAAGAAUAUCCUUCUAAAAAAAUUACAGAUAUUUUUUUAAAUCUAAUAUUUCAAAAAAAUGUUGAAGAAUUUACUUAUGAAUCCUUCAUUAGGCAUUUAAAUAUUCUUGGUAGAAAAAUAGAAUUAAUAAAUUGUGAUUUUAAUUCAAAUAUAUAUUUUGAUCAGUUUCAUUUCCUUAUGAAAUCUGAACUAAAGAAAAAUUCACUCAAUGCUAAAAAAAAAACAAAAAAAAAAUAUUCAUCCAAGUCAUUCAAAAAUAAAAAAGAAAAUAACAACAAAAGUGUUUACGAAAAUAAAACUCAUAAAAAAAAAAAAAAUUCAAUACUCAUAAAUCAACCUAUUAUUACAAAUAAUUUUGAAUCAAUAAAAGAACAACAAUAUAAUCAACUAGAACAAAAUGACAAUCAAUCAAAUAUUAAAAUGCAUAAACAUAUACAUGACCAAAACAACAUAAAUUCAAAUAAUAUUUUACAAACUAAUAUAAAUAGCAAUGAUAAAAAUUUAAGUAUCAAUAUUAAAAAAAAAGUUAUUUCUUUUUUUAAUUAUAUAGUAAAUACUAUAAAAAAAGGAUUCUAA